UCCUUCCCUCCCUCCUUCCUUCGCCUUCUCUCUCCCUCUCUAGUUCUUAGCAAAAAGUUUUCUCUCACUGUUUUCCCGAGAAACAAAAAGAGACCUUGUCUCUCUGAGUCAUCACCUUGUCUAGAUCUGUGACUGAAAGAGAGCGCACCGAGAGACGGCGGCGGCGGCGGCGGCGGCGGCGGCGGCGGCGGGCGCCGGUUUAUUACUCCAACUAAUUACCCAUUUCCAGCUGGAAGAAACAUUCACCAAUGACACGAUGUGCUGCAGUUUGGGGCGGCUAAAGCCCGAGGAGUCUCCAUCUUUGUCAUCAUCACCAGCUCCAUCACCAUCUUCAAUUACUCUUGAGGAAAGCAGUAGAGCCACCACCAUGAAUAAUCAUCAAAAUCAGCUGACGAUUUCGACUGAUGAUGCCCUAGCCAGCUUGCUCGAGCUAGCAGCCAACGAUGACGUUGAGAGCUUCAAGCUCUCGAUCGAGCUAGACCCUUGUUGCGUGGACGAGAUAGGACUAUGGUACUGUCGUCGAAAGGGGUCCAAACAGAUGGUCAACGAGCAGAGGACACCUCUGAUGGUUGCAGCAACUUACGCCAGUGUUGGUGUGAUGAAGCUGAUUCUCGCCUUCUCUCAGGCUGACAUCAACCAAGCCUGUGGCGUCGACAACACCACCGCGCUUCACUGUGCUGCUUCUGGUGGCGCAGCAAAUGCUGUUGAUGCUGUCAAGCUCUUGUUAUCAGCUGGUGCUGAUCCUAAAGUGGUAGAUGGCAAUGGUCUGUGUCCGGUUGAUAUCAUCGUUGUCCCGCCAAGGCUGCGAGAGAUGAAGUUGACCCUUGAACAGCUGCUUUGCCCCGAUCAAGGUUCUGUGACCGAGCGGAGUAAUCUGAGGGUUUUCAUUGCCAACAGCACUCACAGUAACGACUCUCCACCUCUCUCCCCGUCCAUGGAGAAUAAUGGUGCAGAUUCUCCCAUGAAGUAUGCAAAGAUGGACCCGCUGCCUACUCUAUUCGAGAAGAAGGAAUAUCCGAUCGAUCCAUCGUUACCAGACAUAAAGAACAGUGUGUAUUCUACUGACGACUUCAGGAUGUAUUCGUUCAAGGUCCGACCAUGCUCUCGUGCCUACUCUCACGAUUGGACAGAGUGCCCCUUCGUCCACCCGGGGGAGAAUGCUCGUAGGAGGGACCCCAGAAAGUAUCACUACAGCUGUGUUCCAUGUCCCGAUUUCAGGAAAGGUGCAUGCAGACGUGGAGAUAUGUGUGAGUAUGCCCAUGGUGUGUUUGAAUGCUGGCUUCACCCUGCUCAGUAUCGCACCAGGCUGUGCAAAGAUGGCACCAGUUGUGCCAGGAGAGUCUGCUUCUUUGCUCAUACUGUGGAAGAACUUCGUCCUUUGUAUGUCACGACUGGCUCAGCUGUCCCUUCACCUCGCUCCAGCGCCACUUCCGGGAUGGAUUUUGCUGCUGCGAUGAGCAUGCUGCCACCUGGCUCCCCUUCGUCGCCGUUCACUCCACCUAUGUCUCCCUCUGGUAAUAACGGCAUGUCAAAUGCUUGGGGACCACAACAGCAACAAGGGAAUGGAGUUCCGGCAUUGCAUCUGCCAGGAGGAAGUAGUAAUCUCCAGUCAAGUCGGUUGAGAUCUUCCCUUCACGCGAGGGAUAUCCCCAUUGGAGGGGACUACAACGGCUUGCUGCCGGAUUUCGAUAUGCAGAUCUUCGACGAGCUAUCUGCUCUCACUAACAACAACAAUAACAACUCAUUGAACCGCUCUGGUCGUAUGAAGAUCCUGACGCCGUCAAACCUUGACGACCUCUUCUCUGCCGAGACCUCGUCGUACUCUCCUCGCUAUGCCGAUCAAGGAAUGGUCUUCUCCCCGACCCACAAGUCAUCGGUUAUGAAUCAUCAGUUCCAGCAGCAGCAGAGCAUGUUGUCUCCCAUCAACACCAGCUUCUCCCCAAGGAGCGUGGUUGAUCACCCCGCUGCGCUGUUGCAGAUGUCGUCGCCACGCAAUGUAGUGGAGCCCAUUUCGCCAAUGAGCGCUCGGAUUUCGUUGCUGGCUCAGCGGGAGAAGCAGCAGCUGAGAAGUCUGAGCUCGAGGGAGCUGGGGUCGAACAUUCCAUCUGCCCUCAUCGGUGGUGGGGGGUCACCGGUGCAUUUGUCGAGAUGGGGCUCGUCGGGUGGGAGACCGGACUGGACUGCCAGCACCAACGAGCUUGGGAAGCUUCGGAGGUCAAACUCGUUCGAGCUCGGGAAUGGGGACGAGCCGGACUUAUCGUGGGUUCAGUCCCUGGUCAAGGAGUCUCCAGCUGAAAUGAAAGAGAAGAUGAUGCCAAUGCAGCAAGUUAGUGGUAGCUUUCCUUCUUCAGGUGAGAGUAUCUCAAUGAAUGUGAACUCGCAGAUUGAUUCGAUUGAUAAGGCCAUGGGAGCGUGGAUUGAGCAGCUCCAGAUAGAUCAGCUUGUGGCUCAGCAGAACUAACAGAUGAUCUAGCCACAGUUUUUGAAGGUGUAACGUAACGAGUUGAUGGAAGUGUGAGAGAGAGGUGACUGUUUUUUGGCUUCUAGGGGUCAUGUUCUUCCUUUUGCCACACAUCAAUUCAAUGUGUGUUACCCUAACCUGAAACAUUUGUUGUAUUAUGUAAUUGUAUGGUGUAAUGGGUAUUACCCUCACACUUUCUAUUAAUGUUAUGCAAAAAAAAAAUGUUACUAUUGGAUUGAUGGA
Messenger RNA from Linum tenue, 2704 nucleotides. The record is from the annotation of a GenBank genome assembly. Lineage: Eukaryota; Viridiplantae; Streptophyta; Magnoliopsida; Malpighiales; Linaceae.